Molecule: messenger RNA, 1298 nt
Organism: Cephus cinctus (wheat stem sawfly)
Lineage: Eukaryota; Metazoa; Arthropoda; Insecta; Hymenoptera; Cephidae
Product: coiled-coil domain-containing protein 43
Exons: 3
Coding region: 63-689 (208 amino acids)
Source: RefSeq, a predicted model, not a curated record
ACACGCCGAGUGUUGUAUUAGUUACCAACGGAAGGAGCGGAAAAUUGAAACGAGUAAAAAAUAUGGCGGCCGCGACAAAUUCCUUUGACUCUUGGCUCAGUACGAAAUUGCAAGCAUUGAAUACCGACGAAGGAGUUUUUGGAUCGUAUAUUAAAGGAAUUUUGGAAGGAGAUGAAACUGAGGACGAAAAAACGGAAGCCCUUGAAGACCUUCUAACCGGCAUAACGGAGGAUAAUAUUAGCAAGCAUGUGACUGAAAUCUUAGCAGCAUGGACAAAGUGGUUGCCAGUAGAAGAUGCAGGUGUAGCAAGUGGUUCAACAGAGGACGUGGAUGUUCGAUUGGCUCGGAUGUUAGAGUCGCAGAGUCUUCCUACAACUACACAAAGGAGCUAUACGGAGGAGGAGCGAAAAAUAAGGGAAGCAAUUUUAGCUCAGUACAGUGAGAUGUCAGAUGGAGAAGAGAGCGAAGGUGAAGGCGAAGAGGAUGGUGCAGCCGGUGGUGAUUGCAAGAUUGAGAAAAAUACAAACGCAGUUGCAAUAGCACAACAGGAAAGGGAGAGACGAGAAAAGUCUAAACUUGAAAGUCAAAAGAAAAAGGAAAAAGAUAAGGAGGACCGGGAGAAGCAGAAACAGCUGAAAGAAGAGAAAAAGGAAAAACGAAAGACACAAAAGGGCGAGCGUCGGAGGUAGCAUCGAAAUACGAUUUUUCGAAAAUUGAUUUUGAGAAUCCGAAUCUAUAGAGUGUUUAUGUGCUCACCUGCGUAUAUACCUACAUACGUGUACGCGUGUAUUUAUUCUCGUGCAUGUAGUAACCUUCGAUAGCGAUCGAUAUUAUAUAAAUCGCAACAUUUCUCGACAAAAAAGAUGCGUGUAUCUCGCGUAGCCCUAGUCACUGACAUUGAAAACUAGUAGCAUUAUAAAUUCUCUACUUCUCGCAAAGUAGCUGUUAAUAUUUUUUGAUACCACAUGAAAUCGUUUUAUUUGUUGGUAUCGCAAGAAACUUUUCCAACAUAUUAACACUCAUUACGAGUAUGUUAAAUUGUUUUCUAAUGUCUGUACUGUGUUAACUCUUGUUAAAAAAACUCAACGAUUUUUACUUCUAGAUACGCUUCAAUCAUUAUUGAUCCUUUACUAAGAAAUCAUGUAUUUAACACCAUAGUUCCCUUAUUAUGUAAAACUAUGCCAUGAUAAGAUUUUACAUAUUUCUGUAUCAUCAAGCUCGUUUAUUUAAGUAAACUGCAGAGGUGUAUUUAGUUGUCAAAUAAGAACAUUUCAAAUGCAGUAUCGAUCACAACUCCA